AUGUUUCCAAAAAGCAUUGUGGAAAUGAAAUUUGCUCGCUAUUUAUUACAGCUAUUUUUCAACUGUGCCUUCGAGUAUUAUUUAAUCGAUUAUACAAUUAAUCCACAAAUGAUUAAAUUAUUAUUUGAUGAAGACACAACAACAAUUAAACCUUUACAAAUCCAUUCUCAAUUGGGAGAAGUAUUUCUUCGAGCUGAUCAUGAAUUAAAUUUUGCUGUGAAUCAUCUGAUUUGUAAUCAAUUUAGAGUUCGUGUUUAUGAUAGUGACGUCGAGCCCGACUUAAUUGAUCUUCAAUGCUUUGUCGACGUGGAAAAUUGUAUAGACAUCUUGAUUGAAAUUUUGAAAAAUGAAGGAAAUAAAUUUUUUGAGAUUACUUAUGAUACUCUUGAUUCAAGAAUUUACAAUUCUAUUAUAAAGCAUAUUGAAACAUCACAAGAUCUUUCUAAAAUGGCGAAAUAUAUUGAAUUUGAUGUAAUGUAUGGAUCUCUUAUUUCGAGUAAAAAUGCAACAAACAUCAAAACCAAACUUAAAGAAGAUAUUAAAACAACAAAAUUUCUACUCUCCAAUGACCACAAUCCAAAAAUUAAAUUUUCUGUAUGCAUUGAAGACAAAUAUAAGCGUAUUGAUGUGUCAAGUUAUGAAGAAGACAUAGAGUACUAUAUACCGGGAGUUAGAGUUGUGAUUAAGAGAAUUAAAUGA
Messenger RNA from Meloidogyne enterolobii, 699 nucleotides. NCBI's taxonomy places the organism in Eukaryota, Metazoa, Nematoda, Chromadorea, Rhabditida, Meloidogynidae. The record is from the annotation of a GenBank genome assembly.